This is a messenger RNA of Closterium sp. Naga37s-1, 649 nucleotides long. NCBI's taxonomy places the organism in Eukaryota, Viridiplantae, Streptophyta, Zygnematophyceae, Desmidiales, Closteriaceae. The record is from the annotation of a GenBank genome assembly.
AUGAGGGUCUUGCCUCAUUUCGUGGCCUCCCCUCACCAUCCCGCGAGUGCUCCUCCUGCCACCCCUCGCGUUCUCCUCUCCGUUCACCUACUCGUUCUCCUCUCGCCUACCCGCGCAUGCUCCUCUCUCCUCACCUUGCGCGCUCCUCUCGCCACCCCUCGCGUGCUCCUCUCGCCUCCCCCCGCGUGCUCCUCUCGCCUUUAUAGCGCGCGAAUCUCUUGCCUCCCCGCGCGGCCUCCUUUCACCUCCCCGCGCGUCCGCCACUCGCCGCCCCACGCGUGCUUCUCUCGCCUCCCCUCGCGUGCUUCUCUCUCCUCACCUUACGUGCUCCUCUCGCCUCCCCGCGCGUGCUCCUCUCGCCUCACCUUACGCAAUCCUCCCGCCUCCCCUCGCGUGCUCCUCUCGACUCCCCUCGCGUGCACCUCUCGCCUUUAUAGCGAAAUGAGGGUCUUGCCUCCUUUCGUGGCCUCCCCUCACCAUCCCGCGAGUGCUCCUCCUGCCACCCCUCGCGUUCUCCUCUCUGUUCACCUACUCGUUCUCCUCUCGCCUCCCCGUGCAUGCUCCUCUCUCCUCACCUUGCGCACUCCUCUCGCCACCCCUCACGUGCUCCUCUCGCCACCCCUCGCGUGCUCCUCUCGCCACCCCUCGC